Molecule: messenger RNA, 1863 nt
Organism: Cladocopium goreaui
Lineage: Eukaryota; Dinophyceae; Suessiales; Symbiodiniaceae
Source: the annotation of a GenBank genome assembly
GAAGCUUUCAUGUUUCCAUGGCCCGGACAGGAAGCAAAGGAUCCUCCCAGGCCGAGAUGCCCGAAGAAAUGCAGCCGCUUGCAUCAUUGCUCCAUCAACAACAUGCUGUGUUGCUUCAGAGAUUGGGCUUCCAAGACAACCUGCUGCGACAGGUGCUGAUGGAAGUGCCUCACACCCAGCUUCGACCAGCAGCCCCGGUGGUUGAAAUCUACGGUGAGGAUUCGGCGGUCUUUGACGGCACGAUCGGCGUGCGAGGCGCAUCGAAAGACUCCGUCCCGAGAGAAUCUCAGGAAGAAACCCAGAUCUCAGAGGGCGUCACGCCCACUGACAAGGAUGGCUGGGCACGAAAGGAAGAUUUUCAGAGUCUGGAGCUGCGGCAGCUGCGGUCCUACUCCAAAGAGGAUUUGGAGCUGAAACACGAAGCGGAAGUGGCAGAUGCCGAUUUCCUUCGAAAAAUGUUUUCACGAAAUUCACACCAUCAUGGACAAUUGAAAGGCAUUAAGGGCUCGUGCUUGCAAAACCUGGUGGGCCAUCCUGGUUUUGACAUGUUCUUCGCCUGUGUGGUCGUCACCAAUGCAAUUUUUAUCGGGUUUGACGUCGAAAGAAGUCUUGGAGAUCCAAAUCCAAGACCUUUGGCUUUCCAAAUGAUUCAAUCGCUUUACACUGUCCUCUUCUGUUCCGAACUGGCUUUACGCUUCGCAGCUUAUGGGGUCCGGUUAUUCUGCUCGGAAGACUGGGCCUGGGUUUUGAUGGACACCUUUAUCGUUUUGAUUUCGAUCUGGGAGACUGUCGUUGAUAUUUUACAGGCCUUGGAGCCAGAAAGUGAUGAACUGGGCAGCAUUGCAGGCGUUUCAACACUUAAAGCAUUUCGAGUUGUUCGAUUGACCCGACUGCUGAAGAUAGCACAAGUUGUCCGGAUUUUUCGUUUUGUGAUCGCCCUGCGGACCUUGGUUCAAUCCAUCUUCCACACGUUGAAAGCGUUGCUGUGGGCGCUGCUUUUGCUUCUUCUCAUCGUCUUCGUUUUCUCCGUGCUCUUCGCCCAGGCGAUCAGCGAUUUCACCAUAGACCUGGAAGAGCAGAAUUUGGAGGUGCCUCCGGUCCUAGAAGAAGAAGGGCGUCGCUAUUUUGGCAAUCUCCCACUGAGCAUGUUGAGUCUAUUCAUGAGCAUUGCAGGUGGUGUGUCUUGGGAGGAAGUCUUAAAGCCGUUGCUUCAUGUCUCUUCCUUGUGGGCACUUUGCUUCAUUUUCUACAUUUGCUGGUAGUUGGACCUGGACGCACCCGAUGCUUGAAACUAUUCAGAUUCAACCAACCACGCUGCCUGAAAAGGCGACCGAAGUGCUGUCACAUAGGCUCAGAGAUGCUUGGCGAAUCAGAAAAUAUGAGGAAUUCUUGGAACUUGACCGACGCGACUCAACGGUUUGUGCAGACAUUCCAUGUGACCUGACCCGCAUUAAUAUUCUGCGCAAGAAAAAACUCAACAGUCACGAACUGGCUGUUGUAACUGGUGCUUUCAUUUCACCUCAAUGUCGAAAUGCCAUGGGAGGUGCUGAAGAAACAUGCCCUUAUUGCCAACAUGUUUGUGCCACUGUGCAGCACAUGCUUUGGGAAUGUACUCAGAACCCACACCGUGAUCCUACUAUUAGACCCCACGAUGUGCUGCAGGAAAGACUCGCAUGGCCCACUACUGAUCCUACUAAGGUGGACCAUGACAACAAACUUCUAAGGUUUGCAGCUGCAACACGUGCUGAUGUGUUGCAGCAGCGCCACGACGACUAGAACCACCUCCAUUCUAUUCUGGCGAUCGCCUCUGGCCUGCGCUGCGGCUGCGGGCAAGUGCGGGCAGCGUCAUUGUCUACAUCAUCA